Aspergillus homomorphus CBS 101889 is the source of this 793-nucleotide messenger RNA. RefSeq lists its product as uncharacterized. Lineage: Eukaryota; Fungi; Ascomycota; Eurotiomycetes; Eurotiales; Aspergillaceae. The transcript has a single exon. The record is from RefSeq and is a predicted model, not a curated record. Bases 118 to 606 code for a protein of 162 amino acids.
UCCGUCACAUAUUCAGUCAGUAAUAUUCAUUUCUAUGUAACCUGUCGAUAAUAGCUGCUAAUCAGCUUACUAUCCGUACCUACUAUAAUAGAAUCGUGGGAAGCUAGGUAGGUAGCCAUGGUCAAGUCAAGCCUAGGUCCUCUCCAUACCUCAGGACCUAACAAUAGCCACGAAGGAAAGAGAAAACACAAACAAACAAAACAACAUAGGCAACCUCCGAGCACAAAUGCAAAGCUUCAACACCAAUCCAGGAAUGCAGCCGUUGUAUGCAACCCCAUAAACACAUCCACCCAUAAUAAAAACCGAGAAUCGAACAGAAACAAGAGGAAGAGACAGAAACAGAGGCUGGAAGGGAGUGGGGACGGGACUUUCGAAACUUGUCAGUCACCUUUGUUCAGAUGCCCUCAGUCCGCUAGCCGAGGUCGGGCAGUUCGCUUUCUGCAUCGUAAGCAUGACUGCAUGCAUGAAUCCGCACGACCUCGUCCCCCAAACCGGCUCCGAUGCCCUUGCAUCUCUGCUUUCAGAUGCCACGUGGGUCUUUCCAAGAGAAGAAGUCGUCGCCGUCACUGCAGGGCCGUCGAGUGCUCUUGCGCCGAGGGUCAAUGACGAAGAGCGCGUGAACAUUGCCAAAACCCAAAGACGCCAGUUGUGUAUCAAUGUGCUGGCUGGGGAUGUGGAUAGCAAUAAACAGAUAAGAAGGAAGAGAAGAAAAUGAAAGACAGUCAGAAGAAUAUAGACAUCACCAAACACAUCAUCAGCGGACAAUAAAGGAGGCCUGCCGGGAACCAGCAAA